AACCCUCAAACGAUGCGAAUUAUGCCAUCCUUGUAAUGUGCAGGUUGUUACAGCGGAGCAGGACGUGAUUUGUGUCUGAUAUGAGUUUGGGCCUCGUAGUUCUCGGGGUCUCAGCGAAGGGGCGUGAUUCGGCAGAGGAGCCGUCACUCAUUGGUCAACGGGAAGCGUAAAGUUUGGUAGCACCGCUCCGCCUCCCGCAAACUGCCAGCCGCUGUGAGGUUAGCUAGCACAGCAAAUGUUAGUUGGAUGCACACAUUGAAUGAAAGUCAGUGGAGCAGGCUGUGGCCACCGUCAGUAUCUGAAUAACAGUAAAAUCUGCACUCAGAGGAGGUGUCUGAUAAUCAGUUCGAUUAUCGGCAGAGACAAGCGGACGCAGGCCGGGCUGAGGACAUCUGUGGACGGGGAAAGGACCGGGCUGUGUGUGGAGAUGCAGCGGGUCACGGCGCAGCUCGUCGUCGGGCUGGUCGCAGCGGUGAUGUCGCUCCUGGCGGUGCAGUGUCGGGCGGACGGCGGGGGCCCCAGCCUCGCUGAACGGGUUAUCUGGGCCGUAAAUGCCGGAGGUGAAGCACACGUAGACGUGCACGGUAUUCACUUCAAAAAGGACCCAUUGGAAGGGAAGGUUGGCAAAGCAUCUGAUUACGGGGUGCGUCUGCCAAUCCUGCGCUCCAGUCCAGAGGACCAGAUUCUGUAUCAGACGGAGCGCUACAACGAGGACACUUUUGGAUAUGAUAUUCCCAUUCGUGAGGAGGGAGACUAUAUACUGGUCAUGAAGUACGCAGAAGUUUACUUCGCCCAGUCACAGCAGAAGGUGUUUGACGUCCGUCUGAACGGCCACGUGGUGGUGAAGGACCUGGAUAUCUUUGACCGAGUGGGUCACAGCACCGCUCACGAUGAGAUCGUCCCCUUCUCUAUUAGACGUGGCAAGCUGAGCGUCCAAGGGGAGGUGUCCACUUUCAACGGCAAGCUCACCGUGGAGUUUGUAAAGGGUUACUAUGACAACCCCAAAAUCUGCGCUCUCUAUGUAAUGAAGGGGACACUGGAAGACGUGCCAAAGCUUCAGCCUCACCCUGGCCUGGAGAAGCAGGAGGAUGAGGAGGAAGAAGAGGAGGACAGCGAGGGAGGCGAGGAAGGCGGGAAGAAAAAGGCCCCAGCAGGUUCAAAGAACAGGGUCCAGUCGGGCCCCCGAACACCAAACCCGUACGCCGCCGACAACAGCAGCCUCAUGUUUCCCAUCCUCGUGGCGUUCGGGGUGUUCAUCCCCACGCUGUUCUGCCUCUGUCGGCUGUGAGUUCCACAGACGAGACUAUGAGGAGGAGGAGGAGGAGGAGGUCGAGGAGGAGAGAGCUCGGAGAAAAGCAUGACGACGACGACGUCGGAGGACAAUACAAAGACAAUAAGUUUUGGAGAGGAGGAGCUGCUGUCCGGUCGUACUGCUGAGGAGGUGCAGCAGGUGUGGGCUUCUUCGUGAAUGUGUUUCCGCCUCUGCUGACCCUUUGGACAAUGUUAGUCAUUUCCACUCAGAGACUGGAGCAGGAUUUCCACGCACCGGUUUUCACGGCUUGAAACCACAAUUCAGCAGGGACGCCGUGGACUGCCGGCGAGGAAACGCAGUCCUGCUCGGCGCCUGCUCUGGCGUCUUACCUUCAAAUCUGCUGAAACAGAACAGAAACCAGUCAGACAGUUUGCUGCCAUUUGUCCCGUUUUUGUGUCUUUCCACUUGGUGGAUCUCGGUGGGUCGCCGUGCCAUCGUCCACGUGCCAGUUGUCAAAAGAACAAAGUCGGAUGGCGUGUUUACCUUUGCAGGUUGUUCUCACAGAUGUGAUCCAUUAGAGUGAGGCUGUUGACCCCCAAACAGUUUAACUUCAGCUGCAGUUUAGGGGCUCCUGCUGUGAAAAGUCAGGGUCUUCACGUCGCUGCUUUUUCUGUCAUCUUUGCCUUUUUUUCUGUUCACGUCUGCCUUUUUGUUUCACCAAAGAAUGUCUUUUAUUUUGGUAGAGAAGAGGAAGAAGUCAGUGGCCGCCUGUCAGCUGGAAGAUUAACUAAACUCCUGUGAGGCCGCUGUGGCCAAUGGUUGAAACUGAGUCUGUUUCAGUAGCUUCACUCAUCAGUGUUUUAGAGGAUCAGAGGGUCAUCGGGUUUUAAAUUGCAAAACACACAUGCGGUUUUUAAAAUACAAAAAUAUAAAAUGUUUUUCUUUCAUGGUCAAAAAGGGAUGAGGCAAAUUUAAAAAAAAAAACCCAAUAUGCUUCCGUUUGUUCACACUGAGAACUCGACCCGUGACUCAGACCUGCCGGUCUUCUCAGAGUUAAACUUUUAUUUAAAAAUGUCCAGAUUUUCAGCUGAAUCCUGUUCAAGACGACGCUGAAUACAAACUUGUGAAAGUGAGACCUCGCAUCAGUCUGGAUAUGUAAAACCUUUGAGUCCGUCGUGCUCUUUGGCUGCUCCGAGCACCGUAACUGCGCGAAUAGACGCGCAUCAACAUCUGAGUGGCCGCGGCCAUAUUUGGAUAAUAGAUGAGCCGUUUAAAUCGUUUUGCAAGCAGAGAUGGUUGAAAGAGAAGAGCACGUUUUGACAUGUCAUUAGAUGAGCAGAUAACCGGCUGUUGUCAUGACAACAACGUCGCCUGCUCUCAGAAAGGGAGCUCAAACAGGCCAUUAGUGGUUUUAUUAGAUUUUUUUUUAAAUUCACUCACCCCUUUGUGACCAUGAAAACAUCGAAAUGUUUGUAUUUUAUUGUGAAAAGACGCCCUGUGGCUGUGGUCCGCGUGGACUGGACGGUUUGUCCGUGAAGCUGCUGUGUCCAGCUGCUGUAUGACGUGGCAAAGCGUCACACACGUCUCAUCCGCACGCCUCACCUGUCUGUUGUCUGAGACGACGACGUCCUUUUCCGCUGUCCGUCCGGACUGAGAGCAGCUUUGUUUGCGGAUCUCGUUUCCUCCCUGAAGUGCUCGGCUCUGCGGCCCCCCUUCUGCUUUAAAACGGUUCAUAAUUCAGGUGCUGUGGCUUCGUCCUCACUCCUCGAUUCUCCUCCCCAGACUGCAGAACGUGUUCAGUCAGCCUGCUGGGGGGGUUGUUGUUUUUCUUUUCUUCUUAAACUCAUAUUUAAGAGCGCAGACGGCUGGUUGGUUGACCUGAGCACCGCCGCCGGCGCGUUUUGUUCCUCCGCGUGUGUAUAUAAAAGGUACAAGAUGACACACUUUGAUCGUGUGAGUCUUCAUCACUUUGGUGUGAGCUGAGGGGCUUCUUUUGGAACUCCGCCCCUGGGGGAGACCUGGGCCUGGUCUCCUCCGGGGAGGAGCGCUUGUUGGUACAAAGUAAAUGCGAAGGUAAACCGGAUGUCAGGAGGUGAAAUAAACGUGUGAAAACGCGGGCUCUUCUGUUCUAAUUGAAGUCAGAGUCGGGGCUGAUCUGGACGUGUUUUGUGCUCGGAUGUUUAUGUUUGAAUUUUGUUUCCUCAGGAUCUGCUUUUUAAAACGUGCUGUUUUGUUGGUGUGACAUUUUGCACUGCCUCGUGUGUGUCUUUUUUUGUGUGUUUGUUGCCUUGAGUCACUGAGCCCAUCGUGCUUUGCCGUCGUCCGCCUGCAGCUCGCCGCCCCGCUGGCCUUCCGCUCGCCUCUUCUUCUUUAGUCUCUGUCCGGAGAGCCGAGUUUCGGUUUCCUCUCCUGUGAAUGAAGAUCUGAUCCGUGUUGUUCACAUGAGAACCAAAGAGUUGCUGUCAUUCCACCCAGAACCUUCAGCGCGGUGUGUUCAGCUGAGGCCGGCGCUUCUUUCGUUUCUCACCUGGUGGGCAAACCGUUCGUCACCACUAACCGUUCCCCCUCCAUGACGCCCAGCUCUCCCCGAGCCGUCUUUUUUAAUUGCUCUGUAAUUGAUGUAAAUUUGAGAUUUUCAGCACGUCGCUGUUAUUUUUUAUCUCCUUUUUUUUUGUUUGGUUCGCGAAGCAGCCGAACACGUGAGAUGAAUUUAAAGCGAGGCGCGUCUGAAGCGGAACGUCAGCACGUCGACGCGUACGCGCGCGGGACGAGCGGCUGCGCCUCUGAGGGCCGCAGGCAGCAGCAGGUGGACUGAGAGACGCUUCUCCUGAGCCCUCAUCUCACUCGGAUGUGUCUGCAGGAUGGGAAAUGCUGGUAAAUCUUUUUAAUAAAUGUGCUAUUUUAUCAGAA
This is a messenger RNA of Scatophagus argus, 4162 nucleotides long. It is a transcript of the gene mlec, whose product is annotated as malectin. Gene Ontology annotation, molecular function: carbohydrate binding. Bases 260 to 1288 code for a protein of 342 amino acids. NCBI's taxonomy places the organism in Eukaryota, Metazoa, Chordata, Actinopteri, Scatophagidae. Gene Ontology annotation, cellular component: membrane. The record is from RefSeq and is a predicted model, not a curated record. The transcript has 6 exons.